CGUGCGCGGCGGGGCCGCGGGUGAUGCUGCUCCGGAGCGUGGUUGGGGGAGGCCGGACGGUGGCCGCCGCUGCCUGCGGUCCGGGGCCACGUGGACCCUCCAGCUGGGACAGGUGCCAAAGGCUUCCUGGAGGCGGCAGCGUUCUUUACAGGCCGCAUGCCUGGGUCCAAGUCCGUGAAGGCCACAGAGAUUUUGGGAAGGACCAUGUAGAGGAGGGCUCUCAAUCAGGUGCAGAUGGCACAGGGCAGCCCAAGUCGUCCUUGCCUGGCCGGGGCCCCCCAGAAGUCCUGUAUCCCCCGCCGCCUGAGCUCCAGCCCCCCACAAACUGCUGCAUGAGUGGCUGCCCCAACUGUGUGUGGGUGGAGUAUGCAGAUGCACUGCUGCGGCAUUACCAAGACGGUGGUCAGAGGGCCCUGGCUGCCCUCGAGGAGCACGUGGCUGACGAGAACCUCAAGGCCUUCCUCAGGAUGGAGAUCCAGCUCCGAGUGAGGAGUGGAGGCUGA
Molecule: messenger RNA, 503 nt
Organism: Odobenus rosmarus divergens (Pacific walrus)
Lineage: Eukaryota; Metazoa; Chordata; Mammalia; Carnivora; Odobenidae
Gene: OXLD1
Product: oxidoreductase-like domain containing 1
Exons: 2
Coding region: 24-503 (159 amino acids)
Cellular component (GO): mitochondrion
Source: RefSeq, a predicted model, not a curated record